AUGACCAGGAAGAACACAUUCUGGGUCUCCCACUCUUCUGGUGACUUUGUGAAUGUCAGCUUGGAUGUGCGCGAUGAGAUGGUCUCGGGACUGAGCUAUAAAACGCCCACUAAUGAAGCCGGUCCUUGGAGCCAGCAGGCAAAGAAGCCCGAGGCCCCGGGGAAGGCCCAUUCGCUCCCCAGCAGGAAGUAUCAUUCAGCCUGGAGAACCUUUAUUCCCUUCCGCCCCAAGCCUGCGGUUCCCUCCCCUCACCCCCUGGAUGAUGCUGGCCUCUUCUCCUACCUCACGGUGUCAUGGCUCACCCCACUCAUGGUCCUGGGCUUACAGAAACGCUUGGAUGAGAGCACGACCCCGAAGCUGUCGGUGGAGGACGCUUCAGCCAAAAAUGCCAAGAGAUUUCACCUCCUUUGGGAAGAAGAAGUGUCAAGACAUGGGAUUGAAAGAGCUUCAGUUUUUCGAGUGAUGCUGAGAUUUCAAAGAACAAGGCUUAUUUUCAUUGUGUUUAUGAGCUGCUGCUUUGCCAUCACGUCUGUGCUGGGGCCGAUGCUGCUGAUCCCAAAGAUCCUGGAAUUUUCUGAAGCGCCGUCUGGGGGCGUGGCCUACGGAGCGGGGCUCUGCCUUGCCCUCUUCUUCAUCGAGUGCCUGAAGUCAGUGUGUCUGUGCUCCUGCUGGAUCAUCAGCCAGCGCACUAGCGUCAGGUCCCGCACGGCCACUUCCUCCCUGGCCUUUGAGAAGCUGAUGCAGUUUAAGUCUCUCACGCACCUCACCACGGGAGAGGUCAUCAGCUUCUUCGCCAGUGACAUAAACUACAUGUUCGAAGCCGUGUACUACGGGCCGCUCAUCACUAUCACCUGCUUAUCUCUGGUUGCCUGCAGCGUCACCUCCUGCCUCACCCUUGGGCCUACUGCGCUCAUUUCCACUGCUUGCUAUCUCCUGAUUUUACCACUGGAGGGACUCCUGACCAGAAGGGUCGUGAAGAUACAGAAGCACACCUCAGAGGUCAGCGACAAGCGCAUCUGUGUGACUAGCGAAGUGCUCACCUCCAUUAAGCUGAUUAAAAUGUAUACCUGGGAAAAACCGUUUGCAAAAAUAAUCAAAGAGCUCCGAAGGAAGGAAAGGAAGCUAUCAGAGAAAUGUGGUCUUGUCCAGAGCCUGACCACCAUCACCCUGUUCUUGGCCCCCAUGGUGGCCAUGGUGGUGAUGUUCCUUGUGCACACAUUCUUGCAGCAGCAACUCAGUGUGUCAACAGCCUUCAGCACGAUGGCCAUCUUGAAUUCCUUGCGACUGUCGGUGUUCUUUGUACCCUUUGGAAUCAAAGGCCUCACCAACUCAGAGUCUGCAAUGGAGAGAUUCAAGAGAUUUUUCCUCCAGGAGAACCCUGCUUCUUAUGUCCAGGCAUUGAAAGACCCUAGCAAAGCCGUCGUGGUGGAACAGGCCACCUUGUCCUGGCACAAGACCCAUCCUGGGAUUGUCAAUGGCGGGUUUGAAACGGAAAGGAAUGGACAUGCCCACGAUGGGCUGCCUGGGGCUCAGCCGCCACCUGGAGCCCCCAGAGCAGAGGACAGAAGGGACAGCCUGGGCCCAGAGUUGCACAAGAUCAACCUCUCAGUCUCAAAGGGGAUGGUGUUAGGAGUCUGUGGCAGCACGGGGAGCGGCAAGAGCAGCCUGCUGUCAGCCUUGCUGGGGGAGAUGCACUUGCUGGAGGGCUCCGUGGGGGUGCACAGAAGCCUGGCCUAUGUCCCCCAGCAGGCCUGGCUCAUCGGGGCCAGCGUCAGGGACAACAUCCUCAUGGGAAGCCAGUUCGACCAGGCCCGGCAGAUCGACGAAGUACACUGCUGCGGCUGGGCUCGUCCUCUGGCCUGGCUACCUUUGGUUGCCUGUCCGCAGAUCGGGGAGCGGGGCCUCAACCUCUCGGGGGGCCAGAAGCAGCGCAUCAGCCUGGCCCGGGCCGUCUACUCUGACCGUGAGCUCUACCUGCUGGACGACCCCCUGUCGGCCCUGGACGCCCACGUGGGGAAGCACGUCUUUGAGGAGUGCAUUAAGAAGACGCUGCGGGGGAAGACGGUCGUCCUGGUGACCCACCAGCUGCAGUAUUUAGAGUUUUGUGACCAGAUCAUUUUGCUAGAAGAUGGGAAAAUCUGUGAAAAAGGAAUUCACAGUGAGUUAAUACAGAAAAAGGGGCAAUAUGCCAGACUCAUCCAGAAGAUGCUCAAGGAGGCCACACAGGACCAGCUGCAGGACACAACAAAGCGAGCAGAAGAGCCACAGGCAGAGUGCCAGGCCCAGCUUUCCCCGCCAGAAGAGCCGCUUGGUGAAAAUGCUGGGCUGCAAAAUCAGCUCACAAAGAAGGAGCAGAUGGAAGAAGGGUCCCUGACGUGGAACAUCUAUUACCGCUACCUCCAGGCGGCCGGAGGCUGCGUGGUCUCUACCCUGGUAAUCCUCAUCAUGGUGCUGGUCAUCUUCCUCUCAACCUUCAACUUCUGGUGGCUGAGCUAUUGGCUGCAGCAGGGCUCAGGGACCAACAGCAGCCUCGAGACCAACAGGACCACGGCCGAGCCGGGGGACAUCCUGGACAACCCUCAGCUGCCCUUUUACCAGCUGGUGUACGGCCUCAUCACCCUGGUGCUGAUCUGCGUGGGGGUCUGUUUCUCCUGGGCUUUCAGCAGGAUCACAAGGAAGGCGUCCACGGUGCUACACAACAAGCUCUUCAGGAAGGUUUUCCGCUGCCCCAUGAGUUUCUUUGACACGACGCCAACGGGCCGACUCCUGAACUGCUUUUCGGGGAACCUGGAUGAGCUGGACCAAUUCUUGCCCAUCCUUGCGGAAGAGUUCCUGAUCCUGUCCUUGACAGUGGUUGCCACCGUGCUGACCAUCAGCAUCCUGUCUCCGUAUAUCCUGCUGAUGGCCCUCAUCAUCAUCAUCAUUUGCCUCAUUUACUAUAGGGUGUUCAGGAGGGCCAUCAAUGUGUUCAAGAGACUGGACAGCCAGAGCCGUUCUCCCCUGUGCUCACACGUCCUCGCCUCUCUACGUGGCCUGAGCUCCAUUCAUGUCUAUGGAAAAACUGAAGAAUUUAUCAGCCAGUUUAAAAGGCUCACUGAUGUACAGAACAGCUACCUGCUGCUGUUUCUGUCUUCCACGCGAUGGAUGGCACUGAGGAUAGAACUUAUGACCAACCUGGUGACCUUGGCGGUGACCUUGUUCGUGUCUUUCGGCAUUUCCUCUGGUCCCUAUUCCUAUAAAGCCAUGGCGAUCAGCCUUGUCUUGCAGCUGGCGGCCAACUUCCAGGCGGCUGCUAGGAUUGGUUUGGAGACAGAGGCGCACUUCACGGCUGUCGAGAAGAUUCUGCAGUACAUGAAGAUGUGUGUCCCCGAGGCGCCUUUACACGUGGAAGGCACGUGCUGCCCACGCGGGUGGCCACAGCAUGGGGAAAUCACCUUCCAGAAUUAUCAGAUGAAGUACAGAGACAACACACCCAUUGUGCUCAAGGGCAUCAGCUUGACAAUCCGGGGCCAAGAAGUGGUGGGCAUCGUGGGAAGGACUGGCUCCGGGAAGUCCUCUCUGGGAGUGGCCCUCUUCCGCCUGGUGGAGCCCCUGGCAGGCCGGAUCCUCAUCGAUGGUGUGGACAUCUGCAGCAUCGGCCUGGAGGACCUGCGGGCCAAGCUCUCGGUUAUUCCUCAGGAUCCCAUCCUGCUCUCAGGAACCAUCAGAUUCAACCUAGACCCCUUUGACUGCUACACAGAUGAGCAGAUCUGGGAUGUCUUGGAGAAGACAUUCCUGACCAAGACGAUCUCAAGGUUCCCCGGGAGGCUGCUUGCAGGAGUGGUGGAAAAUGGCAACAACUUCUCUGUGGGAGAGAGGCAGCUGCUGUGCAUCGCCCGGGCCCUCCUUCGCAACUCCAAGAUCAUCCUCAUCGAUGAAGCCACCGCUUCCAUUGAUAUGGACACUGAUGCCCUGAUCCAGCGCACCAUCCGAGAAGCCUUCCAGGGCUGCACAGUGAUGGUCAUUGCACACCGAGUCACCACCGUCCUCAACUGUGACCGCAUCCUGGUCCUGAGCAAUGGGAAGGUAAUGGAGUUCGACAAGCCUGAGGUCCUGCAGGGGCGGCCCCAGUCCAUGUUUGCAACCCUGAUGCAAACAGCUGGUUCUUCACUGAGCUGA
Condylura cristata (star-nosed mole) is the source of this 4158-nucleotide messenger RNA. RefSeq names its product ATP-binding cassette, sub-family C (CFTR/MRP), member 11 (gene ABCC11). Gene Ontology annotation, biological process: transmembrane transport. The transcript is spliced from 29 exons. NCBI's taxonomy places the organism in Eukaryota, Metazoa, Chordata, Mammalia, Eulipotyphla, Talpidae. Gene Ontology annotation, molecular function: ABC-type transporter activity; ATP binding; purine nucleotide transmembrane transporter activity. The coding region runs from base 1 to 4158 and encodes 1385 amino acids. The record is from RefSeq and is a predicted model, not a curated record. Gene Ontology annotation, cellular component: membrane.